UUUUUAUUUAACACAAAAGCACGCUUUUAAAAAGUUAACAAAAAAUCUUUUAUUGGUAAUUAGUAAUGUUAUUUAGUUUUUUUAUUUUAAAAAUAACGUUAGUCUUGCUAGUUCGUAGAAAGAUGGUAUGCCAUUUUAAAUUUUUUUGCCUUUAAUUAACGAAACCGUGAUUUUAUUAUCGAAUUUCACCACUAGCUUCUAUUAAGCGUAUGAACUAUUCUGUGGUUUGCAGCGAACAGAACUUUAAUAACAACAAUCCAAUUAUUAUCUUUUAAGAGCAAUAUUUUUAUUCCUGUGGCAAAGAUUAUUGUCACAUAUCUGGGUUAACUGAAGAUACAGAUAGGAUUUGAUACUUAGAAUCAACUUUUUUUGAGGAAGGAGCUAUCAAAAUUUGGAGAAAUUCGAAAAAUCUUUAUACCAUCCUCAAGAGAAUUUGCUAAAAUAUAUUUUACUGAUAGCCACUCUGCCAGAAGAGCUGUUCAAGUCUUGAAGCAAAAUAUAUUUGGUUGGAUAGUCUCAGUCCAACAAGAUAGCAAAUAUAGUAGUUCCGAAGCUAGUAGUACAUCAAGAAUGAACUGUGACGAUGAAAUUGAUGUUCAAACCUCUCAGCAGCUGUAUACUGUUCAUGGAGACUGCAUAGAAUCUCUUGAAGAUGAUAUGGGCAAUUUAUUUGUUAAUCUUGACGAUGUAAGAAGAACUGGAUUUGCAGUAUACUCAAAAGAAGAUUACAAUUUUUCUAUAGAGGAGAAAAGGAAUAUUAUUUUGAACGACUUUCACCAGUAUAUGCUAUCUCAGGCAAUGGCCUACCUGUAUAAAAAUAAAGAACUUCAUAAAUUCAUAAAGGAAGAACAAAUUUUAAACACAAUUGAACGUUGCCGUAUGAAAUUAUUAGUAGAUUCUCAUGAUAAACUUAAUGAUCGUAUUGUGACUCAGUCAAACAAUAAUAUACAAGUACGUGUUCCAAAUUCACCGACUCCUCGAGAUACAAACAAACACAUUCCCCAAGAUAAAUCACUUGGCAGUCCUCGUGAAACAGAACAUCCUUUGGAAAAUAAAAACUCAUUUACUGAUGAAUUAGACUAUGUAUCAACACCGAAAGUGCCAUCCAAUAGUUUCACACCAAUACAUACUCAAAGUUGCGUCGCAAUUGGGACACCGCCCGGAAAUAGGGAUUCAACGUUUAAUAGAAAUAACAAUGGCACUUCUAACAAUAAUAACCGUCAACGAUUUGGUCAAAAUCGAAAUGAAAGGCAAAUAUCAAGAAACAGCAAACACAAAAAUAGAGGUAAUGGACGACCGAAAUCUAAACAAAGAAGUAAUAAGCCAGGUACUAACAGCAAUAAUGAAGAAUUAUGGGAUAAUGAUGGAACAGAACCAAAACAACAGUCUCUACAAUUUUCCAAAGAUUCUCAAUUUGAUAAAAGUAGACAACAAAAUGCUACAAAUAAUUCAAACAUUGAUAAAAGAACUGACUCGGACAAAUGUGACACCAAAUCACAAAUUAAUGAUACUAUGCAUAUGGACAGUUUAGAGAAAGUUAAUUUGGAAAUUAACCGAUCAUAUGAUGUACAAAUAACUGAAGUAGAAAAAAAUAACAUCUGCUGGGCCGUACAGACUAAGUCAUUAAUAGAUUUAGCUGAGUUAUGUUUGGAAGAUGGAUCAGAUUUAAAAAUAGUUGAAAAUGUACAUAAAGGACAACUGGGGUUAGCCGAGUUCGAAAAUCUUUGGUGCAGAUGUCAAGUGAUGUCGCUGAAACCAACUAAUGUUUUUUUUGUGGAUUAUGGCAAUAGAGCUGAUGUGAGUGAGAUUAGGGAAUUACCAGAUACAUUUAGAAAAAUUCCAGCAUUAGCAGUUAGGUUAGCUAUUCACAAAAACUGUCCUGUCCCAAAAACCGAUACAAAUUUGACAGUAAAAGUGAAGAAGAAGUACAGCGAUGAUACAUACGUUGUCGAAUUGGAUAAAACGUUCAAUUCUACAUCUACAGAGGAAGACAACUCUAAAAAGUCGGCACUAGAAUCUGUACCCAAGAGUGAAAUAUCUGCUCAAUCAGUAGAAGAAUUUAAAACUGAAUUAAAAGAAAGGUGCUACGUUGAUCUACCCAAACCUUUGAUUAAACUAAAAAAUAAUGAUAAAGUGAUGUUAUUAGAUAUGGUAGGUAAUAAAUUUGCUGUCAAAACAAAAGAAUGUGCUCAGAAAAGCAAAGAGCUGCUUGAAUACAUCAAAACUAUUCAUAAAUCAAGUUUGAUUUUGAAACAAGUGAAAGUAGGUCAGAUGGUAUUAGCUAGUAAAGAUGGUCUUCCUGAUCUAUGUAGAGCUGUUGUAAUUAAAAAACAAUCACCUGUACAGGUUACUAUAGAAUAUUUAGACUAUGCGGGCAGCGAAAAUUUGUCGAUUAAAUCUCUUAGAAAUGUUGAUGAAUAUUUAGCAUCACAACCUAUUACAUUACUGCUUACUCCUGACAUAGAAGUUAUGAAUAAAAUUUCAGAAACUGGUAUUGAUUUUAUUGUGGCCUUGAUUGAGAAGAAAGAAAAAGCAAACGUGGUACUCACCAACGAUAAUGCUUUUGAUUUGAAAUUAGAAGAUGGAUCGCUUCUUUCACAAAAAUUAUUAGACUUAGAGAAAUCAGAAGUACCUAACGAUUCAAACAAUUCUCCAAAAAUUAAUGAACUCGAACUCGAAAAACCUAUAUCAGUGGAAGCAGCAAUCACACCUCUGAAAUCUGCAAUUCUGGAAGUAAAACCAGAAUCAGACAACAGUAUAAUUACCUUAUGUGACAUGGAUUACAUUAAACCAAAAAUUGGUUCAACUGAUACUUAUAUCUGCUAUACACUAAAAGAUUUAUCAGAAGUAGUAUUGAUUUCAUUAGACGAAGAUUCUGUAAGUUAUUUGGAAAGUAUUUAUAAUCUGGAAAUCAAUGAUGAUGAACCAUACGAACCUGAAGUAUCUGAAAUGUGUGUAUUCUUGUAUAAAACACCAGAAGAAUCAGAAACUGUUUGGUAUAGGGGUGUUGUAUUGGAUAACGAAGGCAAAUAUACCAUAUCAAUGGUAGAUUUUGGAAUAUUGGUUACUACCACUAGUAAAGACAUAAGAAAAUUCCCUGAUCAUUUGAAAGACAUUCCUAUGUUAGGAAUUUUCUGCAAGCUCAUAAAUAUUCCACAUACUCCAGAAAUUCUAAAUGAAAUAAGGAAUAUAGUACAGGAAGGGGAGAAUGUUGAUGUUACCAUAAAGAAUGAAAAUGAUUUAACAUAUGAUGUAGAAUUACCAAAAGUUUAUGAAGAAUUGAAGAAACGGAAGCUUUUGUGAAUUUUCAUUUUGGUUUUAUAUAUUUUGACUUUGCAUUUGUAUUGUAAAGUGUCUGCUAUUAAGUUUUAUUAUUCAUUUGGAGAAAUCCAAAGAGGAUGAAAAAUUAAUAUUUUCUUUUUUUAGUAAGCUUUUUUUGUAUAAAAGUUUUUGUCAUUAUUUUAUUUGAAAUCAUUUUGAAUUUUUAAUGAUUCCACUUUUUUGGUUUUAAAAUAUGAACAUACUUUGUUGAAUAGUUUGUAGAUAUGUUUUAUUUGUUACUCCAUAUUUUUUUAAUUCACAAUAUUUCACAAUUCACUAUAUGCAGUAGGUUCUUUUGCUAUCACACAUCUCCAUUUAUUUUACUGUUCCUUCUAGUGAUUUGGCGUAAAGUUAGAUUCCAUAAUAGAUGUAUUAUGCCAUUUCGAUAUAUUUUUCAAACAGUGUUGGUUUUAAAUAGAAAACAAUAAACUUUCAAUAAGUAGAGUAAUUCCGGGGGAGAUGGGCUAGUAACUUUAAUGCUUUACUGGGAAGGAAUUUUUUUGAUUAAACCUUGAGUUUAUAAAGAGAAUUAAACUUUAUUUAUAACUCUCAUCAAAAAUCAACGAUGAAUCACUUUAAUGAAUUAAAAAAUAGAAUUUUAACCUUUUAAAACAAACUAGGACUGGUCACCACCCCAGAAAAUUCGAGAGUGAUGGCUAUAGUGGUCUGGGAGAGAUCUUAUUUUGUCUUUCUUUGUCUAUUGCGCCCCAAUAACCAUGUAUCGCACUCAGCCUCUCCACCGCUUUGAUUGUCGCAAAACUCUUUGGGUAAACUAAACAAAAAUAAUCAGAUAUUGUUUAUCCUUUAUAUUUGAAAUUUUAAUAACAUAUGAAACGAGAUAAUAUAGGACGUAAGUAAGAAUUGACAAUAUUAAAUCAAGGUAUUUGAAAAAAAAAAUGAUUUGGUUGAAGAAAAAAAUAUGAGUGAGUAUUUUUUAUAACAUUUUUAGAUUUAAGGAAAGUAUGUUGACAUAUAUAUAUAUAUAUAUAUAUAUAUAUAUAUAUAUAUAUAUAUAUAUAUAUAUAUAUAUAUAUAUAUAUAUAAAUAUCAAAAAAAAUGUUAUGUAGGCGUGAAUGUAUGUAGAUAUUGGAGUGUCAUAUACACCGCGACCCAAAGGAUCAAUUGUAGCCCCCCUUCCUUGCUGCGAUACUAGAGGACCCAGUCUCUACAGCUGAUCUUUUAGUCCCACUCCUCUUAGAAAUUUCAGAAUGUUGGUUGACUGUAGUUAUCAGAGAUCUGCGUCUUCUAUUUUAUACGCUCCUAGGUGUAGUGCUCUGGAGUUUCAUAGUGUUUCACACUUCGAGAGAAUGUAUACAUUUUCGACAUUAUACAUAAAUUUGUACACUGAUUGUUUUGUAUGUUUUAUCCUAUUUAAACCAGCAAAUAAUUAUAGAUAAUAGAGUCCAUUUACAACAAUUAUUAAUAUUGUUAUUGAUAUAGAUUUCUAAAUUGAUAUCUUCAAUAAAAUCAUAUUGAUAUGAAAUAUAUUUUAAAAAAUGAAUUGUUGAAAAUCAAAAGUUUUUUAAAUCAGUAUAUAAAUUACUAAUUUCCAAUGCCACACUAUAAUGCGAUAAUAAUUCCUUCAUUAUGUGCAGAAGUCAAGAUAUGUAUAAUAUAAAGAUUCGGAGAUUAAUGGUUUUGAUUGAAAGUCUAUCUUAAACAAUUGUGUAUUUUCUAUAAUUCUUUAUAAGUAUAUAAUAUACUACUUUAUAUAGGUUAUAUUUUUCAAGUU
Diorhabda sublineata is the source of this 5053-nucleotide messenger RNA. RefSeq lists its product as uncharacterized. Gene Ontology annotation, molecular function: RNA binding. Bases 571 to 3303 code for a protein of 910 amino acids. The record is from RefSeq and is a predicted model, not a curated record. The transcript has 21 exons. Lineage: Eukaryota; Metazoa; Arthropoda; Insecta; Coleoptera; Chrysomelidae.